AUUCAAAAUUGUAAAGAAAAAUCAAAUAGUUAUAUUUUGUUAUUAACCACCUGGAAAUUAUGAAAAAUAUGAAAUUCUCAAUUCGAACCCCUCGUCACCGAGCGCCUCGGUUGGGGGUUUUGAAAAUUGAAAAUAAACCCGAUUUAGAAAUGGAAACCCCUUUAGUCCUUUUACACACUCAAGGAGGUCAUAUUCCGCACGUCACUCACGAAGUUUUCAAACUGGUGAGUACGGAACCGCAAAUACUACAAAUCCCCCUAGUCAGCAUGCAUUGCUUUCAAGAGACUUCGCAGUACUACAAUGGAACGAUUUCAGAGUUCAUCGGUAGUAAAAACAGUUUGACUUGUCUGACACUACAGGAUCCCAGCAAUUUGACGAAGCAGGGCCACCAUAUAAAAGAUAAAAUCCCUAUUUGGACGAAACAAGGUAAGGUACUCUACGAUUCGGAAAUGUACAUGAAUAUCGUGGAAUCUUUCAAGCCCGACAUGUACUACCUGCUGUCUGAUGGAGAUACGAACAUGACCAGUUCUCAAAAAAGAGUGUCGAAAGCUGUGGAGAAUACAAUAACUUUUAGCAAGCAAUGCUUGGAACGGCAUAGGAAGUCGGACAUUCUGAAGGAUAAGUUUGUCAUGGCCCCGAUAGCAGGCGGAUAUUGCUUGAACUCCAGGGAAAAGUGCAUCAAGGCUAUAUUGAAGGACCAGGAUGUCCUGGACGGGUUCCUCAUUGAUGGUCUGCACAACAACGGUCCAGAAGUCGAGUUCUUACCAUUCAACGAAUUAAAACCUGUAGUUAGCUAUGUGAUAGAUAAAUUACCUCCAGAAAAACUGGUCUCCGUGCAAGGCUGUUGGAACCCUUUGAACGUAUUGAAGCUCGUGCAGGAGGGAGUUGACGUAUUUGACACCUCAUAUUGUCGUAUUUUAACAGAACGUUCUGCUGCGCUGACUUUCUCUAUUGACGGGGAUGAAGAAAGUGACAGUUAUGAAAUGAACUUGCGUCAGUCAAAGUUCGCUGAAGACUUUGACCCUAUCAUUGCGACGUGUGAGUGCCUGGCUUGCAAGAAAUAUUCCAGGGGGUAUAUUCACCAUCUGCUAACUGUUCAAGAGCUGUUGGCUCCUGUUCUACUCAUGAUUCACAAUAUUCACCAUUAUUUGAGGUUCUUUAAGAAAAUUCGGGAGUGUAUCGCUAACGAUACCCUAAGCGAGUUGGAAUAUAGGAUUUCGGAGCAGUAUAAGAGUCACCAAGACAAGGUUAUCAGCAGAAAGGCAGAUGAUGAGGUGUUGCAUGGUUUCAGAAACAAUGUUGGUGAUAUAGAAGUCUGAAAUUUUCUACUUCGAACUUGACUUUAAAGAAUAAGUUUUUGUCUAGAAUAGCAUCUAAUAAUAUAAAUAAAAGUCUCACACACUC
Leptinotarsa decemlineata (Colorado potato beetle) is the source of this 1404-nucleotide messenger RNA. RefSeq names its product queuine tRNA-ribosyltransferase accessory subunit 2. NCBI's taxonomy places the organism in Eukaryota, Metazoa, Arthropoda, Insecta, Coleoptera, Chrysomelidae. The record is from RefSeq and is a predicted model, not a curated record.